AUGGAGGAGUUUAUGGAGGAGGCGCUCAAGCAGGCCAGAGAAGCCCUAGUGAGAGGAGAAGUACCCGUCGGAUGUCUGUUCAUUCGCAAUGGCGAGAUAGUAGCGACGGGUGGAAAUGAAGUUAAUGACACGAAAAAUGCUACGAGACACGCUGAAAUGAUUUGCAUUGAUAAAGUCCUGCAAAUGGCAGAGGAAAAAGGCGAAGAUUUCCGCUGUGUCUUCCGCGAAGUCUCAGUUGUGGUCACUGUGGAGCCUUGCAUUAUGUGUCUGGCCGCCCUGAGUGAGCUCCACGUGCGGGAGAUUCUCUUCGGCUGCGUGAACGAUCGCUUCGGUGGUCAGACCGUGCUGAACGUGGCCGCAACCCUUCCGGCUGACAAGCGGCCGUCGUGCGUCGGAGGCGUGCGUGCAGCCGAAGCGAUGGAUCUGCUGAAGACCUUCUACAGUGGCGAGAAUCCGUCAGCGCCAGAGCCGAAGGUGCGCAAGAAGAAGCAGUAAAUUCUUUA
This is a messenger RNA of Phlebotomus argentipes, 503 nucleotides long. RefSeq names its product tRNA-specific adenosine deaminase 2. The coding region runs from base 1 to 495 and encodes 164 amino acids. The transcript is spliced from 2 exons. Gene Ontology annotation, molecular function: tRNA-specific adenosine-34 deaminase activity. Gene Ontology annotation, cellular component: nucleus; cytoplasm. The record is from RefSeq and is a predicted model, not a curated record. Gene Ontology annotation, biological process: tRNA wobble adenosine to inosine editing. Lineage: Eukaryota; Metazoa; Arthropoda; Insecta; Diptera; Psychodidae.